AUGGAGAGCUUUGAUUCCGCUGGGUUCCCUGUGAACUUUGAAGAGAUGUUCAUGGACCUCAUCGGCGAUGACGCACCUGAGGAUGCCUCGACCAUGGGUCCCUCUGAUGAGUUCCUCCGCGAGUUUGCCAAUGGCCCUCGUUUUGAAGCCGACUUUUUCUCCUCAAACUCUGCUGAGAUCCAAGAUGUCAAUGGCGUCGCUGGCUCAGUCCCUUCCGAGCUCCUGUACAACCAGCAGCUGCCUGUUGAGCUUCAGCUCGUCCCCCAGCAGACAUCCUUUGAUCUUCAGUCCGCCCAGCAGCUUCCUGUCCAGGCUCAGCUCCCUGAGCAGCCUCAGCUCCCUGAGAACCCUCAGCUCCCUGAGAACCCUCAGCUUCCUGUCCAGGCUCAACUUCCUGUGCAGCCUCAGCUCCCUGUGCAGCCUCAGCUCUCUGAGCAGCCUCAGCUCCCUGAGCAGCCUCAGCUUCCCAUCCAAGCUCAGCUUCCUGUCCAAGCUCAGCUUCCCGUCCAAGCUCAGCUUCCUAUUCGGGCUCACUACCCUGCCCAGCCUCAGGUCGCUCCCCAGCAGCCCUCUCCUCAGGUCCGUGAUCGUGCGAGCUCCUUGGAGUCACUGUUCGAUGGAAAUGCGUCUUUCGAUUCCGAUUGUCAGAUUAUCGAAACUCCUUUUACCUCCCCUGAGGUCGGCACCGUGGUGAUGUCGAUCCCCCUCACUCCCGCGUCUGCAAAGAAGACCCCAGGAAAGCGUGCUCCCAGGCGGGCAAGCAAGGCCAAGGCCAGCCCCAACGCCAAUGUUCAAGCCUUCAACAACAAAUUGAAGCCUGUGCGCCUCCCUCGCGCUCUGGCGACUGCCCAGCAGUACGCGCAGCAUGUCUCGCCAUUUGCAUCCAUCGAGCCACCACAGCACCAGCCUCAGCCUGGAGCUAAUCCCCAGUCGGAGUCCGCAACCCAAGUCGCCCUCAUCCAAGCUCGCGACCGCAUCAAGGUCUUGGGCAACGAGCGCAGCUACUACCAGCAAGCUCUCCGCCGAGCUACAAACGUUGAUCCCAACACUGGCAAGACCACCCUGGAGUCCCUGGAGUCCCAGAAUGCAAACCUCCGCCGCGUGAACACCACUCAGACCAACACCAACAAGAAGCUUAAGGCUGAGCUUGCCACUGAGCGCAAGAAGUACCUCGACCUUGCUAAUCUGUACAACCGCAUGCUUCUCGAUUUCCACAAGUCUCAGGAGGAGAACGCACAAAUGAAGGCUCAGCUCGGUCAGGCUUGA
Molecule: messenger RNA, 1266 nt
Organism: Penicillium olsonii
Lineage: Eukaryota; Fungi; Ascomycota; Eurotiomycetes; Eurotiales; Aspergillaceae
Source: the annotation of a GenBank genome assembly